ACAAACCCCGGGGGAGUGGAGUCGUUGAGCUGGGAGAAAUCUUUGGGCUGCUGCCACGUUUCAGUCAAACAGAAAAAAUCAAACUUACGGUCGGUGAGGAGGUCUUGAACGAGAUGUCCCUUGCUCGUAAGCGAGCGGAUGUUAAGCAGACCGAAGUUGACACAGGUGCUAUCAGAUUUGGCGAAAGUGUUAGCCGACCUGGCCAGGCUGGCUAAUACACUGUGGUUAACAGCCCGGUCAGAGUUCAGUGGAGAACAACGAGAAGUGGACCAGAAAGAUUGUAUUGGCUUGUCGUUGUCAUAAUGAAAGUUCCGGCGAGAGCCCCGAUGAAUAUACUUUCGGCGAGGGAAAAUUGCGAUGUCCGUGUAAGGAUGAAGCACAGCCGGCGGUAGAGCAGCCAGGUGAAAGCGAAGUCGGAGGAGCGCAUCAGCUGUAUACUGGUAAAGGCCAAAACCAGGUCGAUGGACCAACGACAUGAGAGUCCAGGCAAACACGAACAGUACACAGGUCCUACCAGACAACAUCACAGGGGAAGACGCCGGAAUGGCUGUUGUGUUAUGUUAUAAAGAGCAUAUAUAGAAGAAUAUAUACUCAUAUUUACUAAAACAGAUGUUUAUAAUAUUAUAAUAUUACAGUUAGAAGAUACAUUAAGGUUCCUCUCAUCAGUCUGCUUGGAUUGACUGUGGUUUCAAGAAGAACCUUAUUAGUAAGGCUGAUGUUGACCAGUGCUUGGUCUGUGGACAGGCAUUGAUGGGAGACUGGAACCUGCUUGGAAGGCUAUUGGAGAGCGCCCAGGCACACUCCACCGUGGUGGGCAAGGUCUGGCUCACCGUGCUCUUCAUCUUUCGCAUCCUGAUCCUGGGAACCGCGGCUGAGAGGGUGUGGGGAGAUGAGCAGUCAGGCUUCAGCUGCGACACCAAACAGCCUGGCUGCCAAAAUGUCUGCUACGAUUACACCUUCCCCAUCUCUCACGUCCGCUUCUGGGUGCUCCAGAUCAUCUUCGUUUCCACGCCGACACUCAUCUACUUGGGCCACAUCCUGCAUCUGAUGCGCGUGGAGGAGAAGAAAAGGCGAAAGCAGGAGCAGAGGUUUCAUGAGGGUGACAAGCAGCCUUUACUGCUGGAGGAAAAGACAAAGGUGGUUGUCGUCCGCAAUGAACUUGGCGAGAUCCGCCUGCAAGGGAGUAUCUUGCGCACAUACGUUUUCAACAUUAUCUUCAAGACCAUCUUCGAGGUUGGAUUCAUUGUGGGCCAAUAUCUCCUCUAUGACUUCAAACUCAAGCCUGUCUACGUUUGCAAAGAGGCCCCAUGCCCCCAGCCAGUAAACUGCUACAUCUCACGGCCCACCGAGAAGACCAUCUUCAUCCAAUUCAUGCUGGUGGUGGCCUGCAUCUCACUGCUGCUGAACCUCAUGGAGAUAUUUCACUUGUGCGUCACCAAGUGCGGGCACAGACAGAAGCACAGAACAGCUCAGCCUGAAGUCAACCCUGUAUCUAAAUCCCAAGAAAAAAUUGACGUACCAUUUCUGCCCAGUUAUAACGAAUACCCUGAGUAUCAGUCUGUGCAGCAAUUACGUAAAUGCACUACUAGCUGUUCCCCUCUGCCCGAGGCAGGAUCCAUUUCUCAUUCGUAUAGCAGCAAAAUAGCAAACCAGCAAAACAGGGACAAUUUAGCAAUGGAGUGGGAUCACAAUCAUGAGGCAAAUAACUUAAUAAGUAAUUCAAGGUCAGCGUCAGAUUUCACAAUAGAGAAUCAGCGAACAUCCUGCCAAUCCAACAAGCAAAGCAACAAUAAGACCAAACAAGACCUGAAGAUCUGAUGUUUUGUCAUGUGUAGUUAUCUGAAAGCUACAACCAGUUUCUUUGAGCAUAACAGACAAGUCAGUUAAUGCUGGAGACUGUGCUGAUAUUUUUAGAGGAAACUGCCAUUUUCAAAACACAGGGAAGAUUGUUUCUCAAACCCUUCAUAAAUAAUGUGUUGUUGUCCAUCUUCAAAGCUCCAUCGUUAAUUAACGUGCUUCCCAACCCACACGUUAAUCAAAACAUGCUGCAUAAGUCUUGUCCUGCUCUACUCCUAGUGUUGGAUACCAUUCAACCUAAUGUCAUUAAUACUAAUUGUAAUAAACUGGUAUUUAACAGACCUAAAACAUUAAAACAUAUUUCUCUCAAAUA
This is a messenger RNA of Brienomyrus brachyistius, 2170 nucleotides long. Its product is annotated as gap junction Cx32.2 protein-like. The record is from RefSeq and is a predicted model, not a curated record. Bases 751 to 1818 code for a protein of 355 amino acids. Gene Ontology annotation, biological process: cell communication. Gene Ontology annotation, cellular component: connexin complex. NCBI's taxonomy places the organism in Eukaryota, Metazoa, Chordata, Actinopteri, Osteoglossiformes, Mormyridae. The transcript is spliced from 2 exons.